AGCGGGGCAGCGGGGCGGCUGUGCGGCGCGGCGGACGCUCGGUCGGGAGCCGCGGGGCCGACGCGUCCCGCCCUCGGAACAAUGGGAGCGGGCGCGCGCGGCGGCUGGGCCGCGCUGGUCCUAUGCGCGCUGCUGGUGCUGGCGCUGCUGAAGGCCGCCGUGGACAGCGCGGGCCUGGACGGAGCUCCAGACGCAAGGAAGUUGGUGUCUCCAGGAAACAACAGUGCUGACUCAACAGGCAACGCCACCACGGUGACCUCCAGCCACACGGGUGCGCCCCCCAACACGACGAAAGCCCCCACGCCCGCCCUGUCCCACGUCCUCAGGACACACGCUGUCAGCACCUCGACGCCCACAGCAGCACCCGGACUCACAACACGGGGGGCCUCCCCGAAUACGACCUCCGCCACCCACGUCUCCCACAGCGCGUCCCAGACGCCGUCCACCGCGACCACGGCCCACAACCGUUCGGCCACCUCUGUGCCUUCACCCGUGACAAUCACAGCAACUAUCAAUUCUAAAGAAAACCCAGGAUCGAAAUUUGACAUUGGCAGCUUUCUCGGUGGCAUCGUAUUAACCCUGGGAGUUCUGUCGAUUCUGUACUUCGGAUGCAAAACGUACUAUUCACGAAGAGGCAUUCGGUACAGAACCAUCGAUGAACACGAUGCCAUCAUUUAAGGGACUCCAGGCACCAAUGGGAAGAUCAAUACAGCCCUAUCGAUGAAUUUGGAUGAUUCUCCUUGGAAACAGUAUACGCGGAUCAUGUUUAUAUAGUACAUUGUACGUUAUACGCAUGUGAAGACUCCUCAGGAUUACUGAAGAUAGAGUUUGGUUUCGGUUUUUAAAUGAGCAUUUGCAGUGGUUACAGUCACUUCUAAAAACACACAGACCAGUGCCGUUCUCCUUCUUGUGGUCUUGGUCACGCGGGGGGAGUAACUCACUGUGACGGCACGUACCGACGACGCAGACCUUCACUGCUCCCCAGAGCCGGCUCUGCUCUAAAGCCACACCGCAGAAAUUCCGAGUAAAUCAGGUCUCCGACAUAACUUUAGUUUUACAGCUUCACGCUUGGGUGAGAAACAAAAUGCACCACCCCGCCCCCAGCACGAGAACGUGUGGCUGAGCCCUGUUCGAGCUUGUGUCGUCAUUACAGCUUCUGUGGCACUUUGUCUCUUCCCUCUCUCAUUUCUGCACGUCGUAGCAGCGUAUUCACGAUCUCGUCCGCUUACCUUCCUACUGUGAGUGUUGCCGCUGCUGGAAACUGCGCUGUUUCAUACGCACCAGUUAACUGUAGGUUGAGUUGUAGGAUGGUUUAAUGUAGUGUAAACAUACUAACGUAAGCCCCUGUGGGAUUUCUCUAGAGCUCUAGAAGGCUGUGUGGAUCGAUCCAGGGACAGGAGGGCACCCCUCAGGCUACUGACCUACAGGAAGAAGAUGCUGUAUUUUUGUGCACUGUUGAUUUUAUCUGAUUUGGGGAUAGACUAAAAAACCUUUAUUCCAAAUACAAAUCCUUAAGCAAUUUUUAAGACCAGAAACUCUUCUUAUUCUUCAGGCCCCUCCUCUCCUGUAGAGGGGCACUUGAGGCUGUAUUAGGUUAACAGAAAAAGCACAGUAUUGUCGGGACACCAGUAUUAGUCAACUUAUGUUUGGGUGUUCAGUUUUGUUUUCGAGUUUACGUUACAGCAGUCAGAACUCACGGUCAAGUUUUGACAAGAAAAAAAGCUGUUUCAGUCAUACUAAAUGACUACGCAAAGUGAAGUACCACCACUUUCCGCCCACAAGCUAAGCUGUCCUGAUGACGGUGCGUCUACACUGAAGAGGUUGGCCCUUCUGGGACCAGCUUUUGGCCUUCAGAGAAUGUCAAGAAUUUUGAUACAGGACAAUCCUUCCUAGUCACUGUGCAGCCAACUGAGGUGGUGACCAUGGGUAGUGUGGUGAGGACAGAGAGGUGGGCUGAUUGUGUAACUUGCCUACCUGGUCUUUAAACCGCUUGAUGGAUACAGUGAUGGGGGCCUUUUACCUUUUCCUCCUUUUGUCUUCUGCAUUCUUCAGAGUUCAGUACUUGAGGUCGAACCUUGUCUUCCCUGAUACUUGCUUCUCUAGCACUUUGAAGAUGUGAAACCACUUUUUU
Molecule: messenger RNA, 2131 nt
Organism: Panthera uncia (snow leopard)
Lineage: Eukaryota; Metazoa; Chordata; Mammalia; Carnivora; Felidae
Gene: TMEM123
Product: transmembrane protein 123
Exons: 5
Coding region: 82-678 (198 amino acids)
Cellular component (GO): cytoplasmic vesicle
Source: RefSeq, a predicted model, not a curated record